CCUGGACCACCUGGCCCACCGGGACCACCAGGCCCACCGGGACCUCCUGGACCACCAGGUCCUCCUGGACCGUUUGGACUUCCUGGACCACCUGGCCCACCGGGACCACCAGGCCCACCGGGACCUCCUGGACCACCAGGUCCUCCUGGACCGUUUGGACUGUAGGGGCAUCUAGGAUCAUGCCCACCGGGACCUCCUGGCCCACCAGGACCUCCUGGACCACCUGGUCCUCUUGGAUCACCAGGGCCGUAA
Messenger RNA from Bolinopsis microptera, 252 nucleotides. Its product is annotated as cuticle collagen 2C-like. The transcript is spliced from 2 exons. The annotation marks the transcript as partial. Lineage: Eukaryota; Metazoa; Ctenophora; Tentaculata; Lobata; Bolinopsidae. The record is from RefSeq and is a predicted model, not a curated record.